GGGCUCGGUGUUCUUAUCUCACUCGGGCGAUGGGUCUUCAAUCCAUUAGUUUAUUGGGGGUGAACAUGUUGGUUGAUCCACCUACCUCUCUCAACUUCUUUUUCUGCUCCAUCAUCUUCACUUCACUGGGAGCUACCUUUGCAUUGUCUUGCCAUGUCAUUUGGUUCUGGCAACCACACCAUGAGUUGGGUUUUAUUGCAUUUGCUUCUUGUGUUGGUUUUCUCAGCCAAUGCAGUUCUUUGUGGCACACUGGUUAAGUCUAUUCCGGGGUUCGAUGGUGAUCUUCCCUUUAAGCUCUAUACUGGGUAUGUGAGUGUGGGUAAAUCAGAGAUGUUUUACUACUUCAUUGAGUCAGAAGGAAACCCCACAGAAGACCCUUUGUUGCUGUGGUAUAGUGGAGGCCCUGGUUGUUCUGUUUUCAAUGGUCUCAUCUAUGAAAAUGGUCCUCUGGCUUUCAAUUAUACAGCUUAUGAAGGAGGGUUACCAUCCACAUAUUACUACCCAUACUCAUGGACAAGAACUGCAAGUGUAUUGUUUGUGGAUGCACCUGUUGGCACUGGUUUCUCCUAUGCAACUAGUGCGGAUGAAUACCCUUUGUCAGAUUUAAAAGCAGCAGCUCAGGUUACUGGAUUUUUAAGAAAGUGGUUGGAAGAGCACCCACACUUCCUCAAACUAGAGCUAUUUAUUGGGGCUGAUUCAUAUUCAGGCCUAACCGGGACCAUUGCUGUCAAGUACAUAAUAGAUGACAAUGAUGCUGGAGUACUGCCACGACUCAACCUCAAGGGCUAUGUUCUAGGGUGUCCACUAACUGAUCAAACUCUCAAUGGGAAUUCAAAGUACGUUUUUUCUCAUCGGAUGGGGCUUGUAUCAGAUGAACUCUAUGAGGCAGCUAAAGAAAGCUGCAAUUCAAGUUUCUAUGGUGUUACCACGUCAGAUCCAGAAUGCUAUGAGGACAUUCAAUUGAUGGCAAACCAAAUUAAAGACAUAAACAAACUCUGCAUUGUAGAGCCAAAAUGCACGUGGGCUUCCCCAGAUCAAGAUGGAGAAACAGCUCGUAGAUAUUUACAUGAAAAUCCCAAAGAAUUCAUCCGGACACUUCCAAAAGAUCCUGAAUACUAUUGUCGAAACUUCAAUUAUAUGCUAGCUUAUGUAUGGGCAAACGAUGAUGGUGUACGAAAGGCACUUAACGUCAGAGAGGGAUCAUUACUAGAUUGGAAGAGAUGCAAUAAAAGUUUGUCAUACACAAAAGAUGUGGAAAGUGUCAUUGAGUAUCACAAAUAUCUCAGUACCAAGGGAUUACAAGUUCUGAUAUUCAAUGGUGAUCAUGACCUUACAGUCCCAAACACCGCUACAGAACAGUGGAUAAGAGAUUUGGAUUUGCCUGUUGUCAAUGAUUGGAGACCGUGGCUAGUUGAUGGUCAGAUUGCUGGAUACACCAUCAAGUAUUCAAGUAAUGGAUACCGUUUGACUUAUGCAACUGUAAAGGGAGCUGGACACUCGGCUCCAGAAUACAAGCGUAGGGAAUGUUAUAUCAUGUUUGAUAGCUUUAAUAAACAAAGAUACAUUUGGGUUGUAUUGCUUUGUGAAACACCUAAUAAAGUUGUAGGGCUAGCGGAUGAAGUCGAAUACGAUGUAACAAACAUAUAUAUUGAAUCUUCCAAUCUUGCUCUUUGUUGGGUUUGUGGUGCAGUUGUGGACAAUCGAAGUAUGGCACCACUCACUGUGUGUUUGAGUGUGCUUCUCUUAUUGUCAUUGUCCGGCAUUGCCACUUCUCGGACAAUCGUUGAGACUCUACCUGGGUGGAAUGGGACACUUCCCUUCAAACUUGAAACUGGUUACAUUUCUGUGGAUGAUUUGGAUGAGGUGAACCUAUUCUAUUACUUCGUCGAGUCGGAUAGGAACCCAAUUGAAGAUCCUCUUGUGCUUUGGCUAACUGGAGGCCCUGGAUGUUCCGGGUUUUCUGCUUUUGCUUACGAAAUUGGUCCAUUUACUUUUGAUCUACAUUACAAUGGAAGCAUACCCACUAUAGUUAUGAAUCCUUAUUCAUGGACCAAGGUGGCCAACAUAAUCUUUAUAGAUGCACCAGUUGGUGCUGGGUUUUCAUACUCUACAAGCUCAGAAGGGUGGUACACUUCUGAUACAAAACAAGCUGCACAGACCUAUACUUUCCUAAGAAAGUGGCUAUACACACACCCAGAGUAUCAGGGAAAUCAACUGUACGUUGGUGGUGACUCAUAUUCAGGCCUCAUUGUUCCCAUUCUUCUUAAGAACAUAUUAGAAGGUUUAGAGGCUGGGUUAAGGCCAAGAAUGCAACUCCAAGGAUACUUGCUUGGAAACCCAGUUUCAGAUAAUUUCAUUGAUGUAAAUAUGAGAAUCCCAUAUGUUCACCGAGUUUCACUCAUUUCAGAUGAAAUCUAUCAGGCUGCCAAAUCUAAUUGCAGUGAGGACUAUGUCAAUUACGAACUCAACAAUACACUUUGUGUUACUGCUCUUCAGAAAAUUAAAGAUUGUCUUCUACAAAUAAAUCUUGCACAAAUUUUGGAACCCCAAUGUGCUUUUGCAUCUGGUAAAACAACUGAGUUGGAAUUUGAUCUUAGAGCUAGAGAAGCAAGUACUAUGGAUUACCUCCUUUCCGAGUCUAAGCUACCCGAAUUGCACUGCCGGGGAUACACAUAUGUUCUUGCCUACAGGUGGAUGAACGAUGAAACAGUUCGGGCAGCUCUAGGUGUUCGAAAUGGAACUGUAGAGAACUGGGUACGAUGCCCCAAGGCCUUGACAUACUACACGGAAGAAAUCACAAGCUCUCUUGCGUAUCAGAAAAAUCUAUCGGAAACUGGUCUUCGAGCUUUGAUAUACAGCGGUGAUCAUGACAUAUCAGUUCCCUGGAUUGCUACACAAUACUGGAUCAAAGCUCUUGAUGUAGCUGUUUUUGAUGAAUGGCGACCGUGGUAUGUCAAUGGUCAAAUUGCAGGAUACCAAGUGAAGUUCAUGAAUGACAACUUCAGGUUGACCUACGUGACUGUAAAGGGUGCUGGUCACACUGCUCCAGAGUACAAACACAAGGAAACGCUUGCCAUGUUUGACAGAUUUUUAGCUCGUUACCCGAUCUAGUUGAUCAUAUUGUCAUAAAUCCAUGAUCACUCGGUAUCUACUCUGAAUAAUUUGUUCUAGUUUCAUUUUGUGUAGUAAGAGCAUUGAUUUUUUUCUUCUUCUCUUGUAUUGUAAUAAAUCUCAGUGUCCUACUUCAUCAUAAGUGUACUCGGUACAAAGACCAUACAAAUUUUGUGAGAAAUAUAAUGUAAAUUAGUAUUAUACACA
This is a messenger RNA of Fragaria vesca subsp. vesca, 3318 nucleotides long. RefSeq lists its product as uncharacterized. The record is from RefSeq and is a predicted model, not a curated record. NCBI's taxonomy places the organism in Eukaryota, Viridiplantae, Streptophyta, Magnoliopsida, Rosales, Rosaceae. Gene Ontology annotation, biological process: proteolysis; secondary metabolic process. The transcript is spliced from 29 exons. Bases 154 to 3111 code for a protein of 985 amino acids. Gene Ontology annotation, molecular function: acyltransferase activity, transferring groups other than amino-acyl groups; serine-type carboxypeptidase activity.